AUGGGACGAGUGGAUGGCAAUUCCGAGCUCUACGAUAUCCUUUCAAAUUUUAUGACCCAGGACAAGUCCUUCCUGUUCUUCCGAAAUUUCUCGAGGUUGAAUAUCAAGAAUCUGCUCUGGAUGCAAGAUGGGCUUAUCGAACUCGAGAAGGAACUUAUCCAGGCUAAAUCAACGGACAAUGCACAGCAUGAAGGCUCCCAGGAUGAUAUUAUCCGACUAAGAAAAUUGAUCGCUGAAAACAUCGCCCUUGUACAACUUUCACAGCUUUCAGAGCUCAAAAAGCCUGAGCUAGAUUCAGUAUCACAAUUGCGCCGUUGGAUAGAGGAUAUAGCAAGGAUAGGGCAUCCCGGUUUGAGAUUUCUUGAUGGUAUAGACACACCAGAAUCCGAUCAUGUUUUAAUAGCGCGCAGCGAGGAACCAAGGACCGGGAUGUAUAAAUUCAUUGAGGGACUGACAUGGAGGCUCUUCUCAACAUCUGCAGCUGGUGGCAGGAAAGUCCGGCUUCCUAAAGGGGGAUCACUCUAUAUAUUUGACAAUAGCAUGGUUCGGAGGGCGCUUCGGGCUGCCGUUACGAUGCUCAUAUGGAAAGUAGUCUACCAUAGCAACGUUUUUGAAUCUGGGUAUCAUGCCUGA
This is a messenger RNA of Microsporum canis CBS 113480, 633 nucleotides long. RefSeq lists its product as uncharacterized. The record is from RefSeq and is a predicted model, not a curated record. Bases 1 to 633 code for a protein of 210 amino acids. The transcript has 3 exons. NCBI's taxonomy places the organism in Eukaryota, Fungi, Ascomycota, Eurotiomycetes, Onygenales, Arthrodermataceae.